Molecule: messenger RNA, 1276 nt
Organism: Poecilia latipinna (sailfin molly)
Lineage: Eukaryota; Metazoa; Chordata; Actinopteri; Cyprinodontiformes; Poeciliidae
Exons: 10
Coding region: 104-1141 (345 amino acids)
Source: RefSeq, a predicted model, not a curated record
GUAUGACGUACUUUGGUUGCCAAGGGAACCGUUGUAAAUCACAGACUCCUGGCGUUGAAGCUGAAGUUUUUUUUGUUUCCAGUCGUGAUUCCUGGACGAGGCCAUGUCCAACAGCUCUGAACAGAAAAAUCAGCAUUUGGGGAGUGAUGUCCAAGGAGCGCAGCCUGCUGCUGAGGCUCCUCGGGAAGCAGAUAUCCUCACUGACUCCCCGGGCCAAGAAGAGAGUCUAGAGGAAAGAGAGGCACAGUCGCUGGGCUCUGCGAGGAAAAAAGAGAACACCUCCGGCGCUGCUUUUGUAGACUCCGAGGUCUUGAGGUCACAACAAGAUCAGGCCACAGAUUAUUCGUCACAUGCAGGCACAAGGGAAGAGACGGCUCCCACUGCCGACAGGGUGGGAGUUGAUGCUAAAAUGUACGAGAGGAAACUGCGAAAGGAGUUGAAGAAGUUGUCAGGACUGAGUUGGCCCAGCAGAGACCGCCUUGCGGUGUUCAGUGACGUCUUUGAUGAUGUAUGUGAAGACUUGCCAGUAUUUGGACGCAUCCUGAGGGAAAUCAAGACUGAAUAUGAUUUAUACAUCAAUCACAUGAUGGAGACCCAUUCCUCACAAGAUAACGUGCCGCUGCAGCCAUUUGUCAGCGAUAUCGAUUAUUUUAUGGUCAGUGAUAAGGAAGUGGAGGGUGCAGAAAAAGGGGUUUGCAGUCUGGAAGAAGAGGCCAAAAGCGCUCUCAGGGAGAAUAAACGAGCUCAAGAUGAGCUAAAGAACUUUCCGGAUGAAUGCAGUAGCAGAAGGAAGACAUCCCUGUCCAGAAAAGAGGACAGCGGGAUGCCCAUCGACGACAGCGACACCGUCCAGGUCAGGAAACUUCAGGUUCUGAACGUGUUGGAGGAGAUCCAACAUCUAGAGGAGGAGAUCCAUGAAAGGAUGGCAUGUGCUGUUGCGAUUGCGGCCACUGAACGAAAACUCAAAGCUCUACAGGCAGAAACAAUAAAUCUGAUAGUUUCAAAUGACCGUCUAAGGACCCUUAGCAAGGAUCUACAGAACAACAUCACUUUGGUGUUAGACAGAGAGAAGCCAAUAGAGGUCAUCAGACGGAUGCUGUGGAAAGAGAUAGAAAGGGAUCUCCAAACAAACGGCGAAUAGCUUCAGUCACCUGCAUCUUUCGUUCUGUAACAGAACGAAACAAUAAACCUAUCCUUUGCACCAGCACCAAGAAUUACACACUUCUUGGUGCUGGUGCAUCAUGGGAAAUUAGAAUAAAAUACAUUAAAUCUAUUU